AUGGAGGACAUAUUUCGAGAGCUCAUUGUACACAUAAAAGAGAGCAUUAAUGAUAAGAAUGCCGUAUCUCUAGAGAACAUAACAGAAGAAACAGUGAAAGACGGGAUAAUAGAUCUUUUUAAAAAGGGACAGAUCGACAAUGUUGGAGAGUAUUUCAGGAAGUAUAGAAAGAUAGAAAGCAUCAUAAGAGACUGCCCCGUCUCCUGCCUCCUUCUGGACCAGAAGAUGGCAAAGUACAAAAGCGCGGUGAGAUCAGACUACAGGAGAAUAUUCAGGACAAAGGGACACUUUACAAAAGUUCUCUGCAUGAUGUUUGACAGGAGUGAGUCCUUCAUAUUCACAGGAGGCGAGGACGGGAUUAUAAAGAUAUGGGAUGUAUAUUCAGGAAGGAUGGUUAGCUCGCUGAACGGCCAUUUGUCUCCUAUUUUUGAUUUUGUGAUUGACUACAAAAACAAGUAUCUUUUGUCGUGCGAUCAGUCAGGGACAGUGGUGUGCUGGGACAUUGAAGGGCUUAGAAAGGUGAGCUCAGUCUCAAUAGGCGAGCAGAUAGACUACCUCGAUGUGAUAUACGAAGAGAAAGAGGCAGAGCCGCUGGAGCAGAAAAAAACAAAAGGAUCCAAAGAAAAAAGCAAAACAGAGCUGAUGAAGGGGAUGAUAAUAACAAACUCAGGAAAAAUACUGAAAAUAACGGUGGGAAGCACAAUAGAGGUAGAAACAGUGCUGGAUGAGAUAGAAGAGGGGUCUUUCACAGGCGCAGCUACAACAAGAGGGAAAAAGAUGGUUAUUAUCACAGGCAUGUGGCCGUUCUCUCUACUUCUCGACGUAAAUGACUUGGACAACAGAUUCUAUGUGAUUGAUACGGACGAUCUCCUUACAUCGUCAAUUGACAUCUCUCAUAACUCGCUGAAAUUUGCCAUCAGUACGUACUCUUCCUCUCUGAUUGUCUGGGAGUACAGCAUGGACAAAAAGCCAACAAAGUCAAAUAUCCAGACAAGAAAAAGAUUCAAAGGCAGAGACUUAGAAGGGUGCUGGAACAAAAGCACAAUUGAGCUGGAGGGAAUGUCGCAGGCAGGCAUCUACAACACAGACAUAAUAUACCUAACAGAUGAUGUAACGGUUGUAGCUGUAGACACAGAGUCAAACAUAAGAAUAAUAAACAUCGAAACAAAAAAGGUAAUUCUCAUAGAAAAAGAGUACAAAAUAACGGGGAUAAUAGCGCACCCAGCCAAAAACAUGUUCCUGACAGUUGAAGUGAACGGGAUCAUAAAAGUGAUCGAUGGAGAGGGGAAGAUUCUGAACAGAAUAUCCACAGACGUGGCAGUAGCUGGAACAAUAGUAAUGGACUCUACAGGAACAUUCUUUUACAUCGCUGACCUUGAUGGAUACAUCUACAAAUACAGCACGCUCCAUGAAGAAGUAGCAGUUCCAGAGACAGAGUAUGUUCUGGAAGAUUUUAAGCACUAUCACUCAUACAACGAAGAGCAGAUGCAAGGGCUGAGCAGAGGAGACGGAGAAGACACAGAAGGGAUGCACAGAGCGUACGAAGAAAGAAACAACAUCAUUGACCAAAUACUAAAAAUUUGCACUAAGAACGACAAAAAUAGCAGCAAUGAUGCAGCCAGUGAAACAAAAAACAAAAAAUACUCAGCACUGGGCGAGCCAUUAGAAGGCGCAGUAAUGGAUGAUUCCGUGCCAUUGUAUGGACAGACAGUGGACAAGUGGAUACGCAGCGUGGAGAUAGCAAGUAUCCUGCAGCUGCAGUCCGAAAUGAUCACAAGAAAAGUCUUUGAAAAAGAGUUUAAAAGGGCAAGCCAGAACAUAAUAGUGCCAGAGUCGGAAGAAGAAGAAACGCUAUCAGAAGAGAAUGAAGACAGUUCGUCUGAAUGGCCGAUAGAAUUAUCAGACAACUCGCUGGGCACAGACACAGAGUCCGCAGAAAGUGCGAUUUCAGAAGAUUUAUCUGAUGGCGGCACCUACGAUCCAGAGGAGACGAGUGCAGACUCAGACUCAGAGUAUAGUGAAGUGUCUGAAGGGACAGAAGAGAGCGAAAGCUCGGAAGACAGCUCAGUUAAGAUCCUUAGCAAGAGGAGAGGGCGCAGACAGGCAGCUAGAAAGGCAAUAUGCCCAGAUGACAACACAAUCUACGCCUGGUACAUGAACGACAUGCCAGCAUUUCCGAUACUGCCACAGGUGCAAGAUGAACUGGUUCUCGUGAGAGAGAGAAUACGAAGCAGACAGCUAAAAAGCCAAAUGAAAGAAGAGUAUGUAGAUAUAGUAGUGGCAAGCGUGGAGUGUUUAAAGACAGAAGUGAGAAUUGAAUUUACAACAGAAAAAACUGACCAAAAAUACAAAAUGAUCUACAACGAAGACCAGGCAAAAACAAGUCCGUUCGUACUCAAGAGCCAUCAGGCGGAAGUAGAAAAAAAGAGAUACAGAAAGAACGAUGAGAUAUACUUCUAUGCUGAAGGAGUGCUAAGCAAGGGAACGGUCGUAAAAAAGACAAAAGACACAGUGGAAGUGAAAACAGGCAGAAACAGGACGAAAAGUGUACAUAUUUAUGAUAUAUACGCGCCAAUAGUAAAUUACUCGAUAGACUUGUCUAAGUACCUAGAUGCUCUGCUGGGGUAUAAAGAAGACUAUCUGGUGUUCUACAGAGAUGUAUCAAAGACCGAGUAUCCUGACUACUACGAAAUGAUAGACAAGCCGAUGACAGGAAACAAAAUAAUCAAAAGAAUAAAAAAUAAGUACUACAGAACAAAAGAAGAGCUGGCCAGCGAUGUAAAUCUGAUCCUGAGCAACUGCUGCAAGUACAACGAAGAAGAGUCAGAAAUAGCAGCAGAGUGCACGGAGUUCACAGAUGCGCUGCUAGAAGAGAUAGAGGAAUAG
This is a messenger RNA of Nematocida minor, 2886 nucleotides long. RefSeq lists its product as uncharacterized. Gene Ontology annotation, biological process: cytoskeleton organization; regulation of transcription by RNA polymerase II; regulation of cell shape. Gene Ontology annotation, cellular component: nucleus. The transcript has a single exon. NCBI's taxonomy places the organism in Eukaryota, Fungi, Microsporidia. The record is from RefSeq and is a predicted model, not a curated record. The coding region runs from base 1 to 2886 and encodes 961 amino acids. Gene Ontology annotation, molecular function: protein binding.